GGAACUUUUCAACCCUCCAUUACCAUGUCUUUGAGGUUUCGAAAACCCAACGAACCAGAAAUAUGUGACCAUGAACAUAGUCUCUUGGCUCUGGCAAAACUACAAAAAAGAAGGUGGCGAUUGGCUUUUGAUGUCAUUCGCUUCACCAGGGCUCUUGCUUCUUUGUCUAAGAUAGCUCUAGACAGCAACAAACAAAUCUUGCGGUCCCUCUCUUAUGUUGCCAUUGAUAUCGGUAGAGCAUUGCCACAUGAUGACGCUGGAGUUAAUUUUCUCGACAUUGAUCAGAAGAUACUCACUACCAUGGUGAAACAGAAGAACUUCGAAUCUUUGAGUAAUCUUGGAGGAGUGAAGCAAGUUGCUGCAAUUCUUGGAACCGACGAAAAGAAUGGUGUCCCAGGUAAUGAGGCUCAACUUCUGCAUAGAACGAAUGUUUUUGGUAAAAACUGUUAUAAAAAGCCAGAUGCAAAAAGCUUUCUUAGUUUUGUUUAUGAAGCAUUAAAAGAUACUACCAUUAUCAUACUUCUAGUCUGUGCAAUACUUUCUCUAGCCUUCGGAAUUAAAGAAGAUGGCUUGAAAGAAGGGUGGUAUGAUGGCAGCAGUAUUAUAUUUGCUGUGUUUUUGAUUGUAAUUGUCUCUGCCGUGAGUAACUUCAAGCAAAAUAGACAAUUUGAAAAGCUUUCUGAUGAGAGUGGUGACAUAAAAGUUGAAGUAGUGAGAGAUGGCAGGCGUCAAGCCGCGUCAAUCUUUGAAGUUGUAGUGGGUGAUACUGUGUGUUUGAAGAUCGGCGAUCAAAUUCUAACUGAUGGGUUGUUCUUGAAUGGUUACUCCUUGAAGGUGGACGAAUCUAGCAUGACUGGUGAAAGUGACCAUGUUGAGAUCAAUGGCAGAGAGAAUCCUUUCUUGCUUUCUGGCACAAAGGUCACAGAUGGUUAUGGUUCUAUGCUCUUCACUUCUGUGGGUAUGAAAACGGCAUGGGGAGAGAUGAUGAGUUCUAUUAGCCGUGACUUGGAUGAGCAGACUCCACUGCAAGUUCGCCUCAAAAAGAUGACUUCCUAUAUCGGAAAGAUUGGAUUGACAGUAGCUGUGAUGGUCCUUCUUGUUAUGUUGAUUUGUUACUUCACAGGCAACACCACAGAUGAAAGAGGAGAUAGAGAAUUCAACUGCGACAAGUCAGAUGAAGAGAGGAUGGCGAAGAUCGAUAAAAUCAGUGUAAUGGCAAGAUCCUCCCCUUUUGACAAGCUUUUGAUGGUACAGUGCUUGAAGCAAAAAGGUCAUGUGGUAGCUGUUACAGGAGAUGGGACAAAUGAUGCACCUGCUCUUAAGGAAGCUGACAUUGGGCUCUCCAUGGGGAUCCAAGGCACUGAAGUUGCAAAGGAAAGCUCAGACAUAAUCAUCUUGGAUGAUAACUUUUCCUCUAUGGUGACUGUUUUGAGGUGGGGAAGGUGUGACUACAACAACAUUCAAAAGUUCAUCCAGUUUCAGCUCACAGUGAAUGUUGUAGCCCUUGUCAUCAAUUUUAUUGCAGCAGUUUCUUCUGGUGAUGUUCCGUUGACUGCUGUCCAGUUGUUGUGGGUGAAUCUAAUUAUGGACACCUUGGGAGCUUUAGCAUUGGCUACCGAACAACCCACCAACCAACUUAUGACCAAACCACCUGUGGGCCGAUCUGCGCCUCUCAUAACCAAGGUCAUGUGGAGGAACCUUGUUGCUCAGGCUUUGUAUCAAGUAAUUGUGCUAUUAAUUCUGCAGUUCAAUGGAAGAUCCAUCUUCAGCGUGGACGAGAAGAUAAAGAACACCCUGAUAUUCAACACAUUUGUCUUCUGCCAGAUCUUCAAUGAGUUUAAUGCAAGGAUUCUGGAGGAGAAGAAUAUAUUCAAGGGACUACACAAGAACAAACUCUUUAUUGGGAUUGUUGGGACUACACUAAUUCUGCAAGUCUUGAUGGUGGAGUUUCUGAAUAAUUUUGCCAAUACUAAGAGGCUGAAUUUGGAGCAAUGGGGUGUUUGUGUUUGCAUUGCUGCUAUGUCCUGGUUGAUUGGUUGGCUCGUGAAGUGGAUUCCGGUUUCUGCAAAAUAAUUUCUCUUCUUUUCCAAGCAAGGAGCAUCUGCAAAUUGAACAAUUUAUUAUUGUCACAGCCUGAAUUAUUAUUGGCAAACAGUUUCUCAUCUUUGCUCGUGAAGUGUACUCAAAAAGUAAUGUAUUUAUUUUGCUGUUUCAACUUACAUUUCAAUAAAUGUACUCGCUUUCAGGGUAUUAUUAUAGGACAUAUUUCC
Molecule: messenger RNA, 2270 nt
Organism: Pistacia vera
Lineage: Eukaryota; Viridiplantae; Streptophyta; Magnoliopsida; Sapindales; Anacardiaceae
Product: putative calcium-transporting ATPase 13, plasma membrane-type
Exons: 1
Coding region: 25-2073 (682 amino acids)
Cellular component (GO): intracellular membrane-bounded organelle; membrane
Molecular function (GO): P-type calcium transporter activity; ATP hydrolysis activity; ATP binding
Source: RefSeq, a predicted model, not a curated record